Messenger RNA from Lodderomyces beijingensis, 1545 nucleotides. The record is from the annotation of a GenBank genome assembly. NCBI's taxonomy places the organism in Eukaryota, Fungi, Ascomycota, Pichiomycetes, Serinales, Debaryomycetaceae.
AUGUCAAGAAGGAUAACUACGAGAUCUACGAUACCGUCGGAUUCAACAGAUACCAAUUACAAGCGAGAUAUAACUUUCCAUGACGACGAUGGUAAUGCCGUUGACCUCAGUUUUCCACCGGAUAUCCCUGUUCUAAAGACGCCCACGGCCACCAAAACGGAGCACAACAGCCACCACCACCGAAACAACAACAAUAUUGCAGCAGAAGCUAAUCCGAACGGGGAACAGCAGCAGCCGUCGCCGGAUUCACUGAGCCUUGCAAACUCAAGUCCUUCGAAUGGCAGCAGUGUGCGGCACUCCCACGUGCAGCGAACGACACCGUCGAUAUCGAGGACUCGAAUACAGGAUCUUCUUCACCCGUACCGACGACCUGCUGCGCCCGUUUCCCAGAAGCACCAUCUUGGAACGCCUCCCAGUAGCCAAGGAGCAGCGUCACCAUCUUCAUCCUCCACUUCUUCAUCUUUACUUCGGCCCAUUUCAUCCCUGGGGACGUCGCUUUCGCCUUCGCUAAGCUUCAUCUUGAAUAAAACUACGCCGCCGCCAGAAUCAGCACCGUCGAAUAUCUCGAUUCGAGUGGAUCCAUCUGCUCCAUCUAGUCGCAAUCAUCAUCAUCAUGUUUCACUUCAGAAUUCACCACCAUCAGCAACAACAACAACAACAACAACAACAGCCGAUUCGGAAAAUCUGAGCAACAGCGAGGAUACCUCUGCAACUACACCACGAAACAAUCACGGUAAUUGCGCAUCAACAGUGGAACAACGACUAGGUCAGAUCAUGAUUGAACAUUUGCGAUAUAUGGGUCUCAUCCCGGAACCGAGUUUAUCGCAAACGGCACCUGAUCCCGCUAUUUCAACGGUUGAGGAGAUCAAGGUUAAAUUCAACCCUACACCUCCAAAGGUGUUUAAAUGCCGGUUUGAGAUUGAAAUGGUGCAGGGUUCUGGUGAUGAUGAAGAGGUGGGUUCAGCUGCUGUUGAGCAAGACUCACAACUGCUGCAAUCGCAAAAGAACGUGUCUUUGCGUGGUGAUGAAACUAUUCCAAUCUCAAAGAAUUCAAUUUCGGAAGUAGACGAAGAUGAAGAUAAAAAUGAAAACGAAAAAGAAGAAGAAGAUGAUGAAGACAAAGUUGAAGACGACAACGAACAGGAAGAUGAAGACGAAGGUGGAGUCAAAGAAGAAGACGAAGAAGAAGACGAGGAUGAAGUUGAAGACAACGACGAAGAUGAAGAAGAUGACGAAGAUAUGACCCAUUUACAAACGAGCGAACCGGGACACAAGGUGAUUCUCGAAUUUCACUACAAAGUGAAACAAACCAUCAAUUUCCACGAACUACCACUAAAUUUAUACAUCACGAAUCAAGAACUCAUGAGCUACUUGACGCAAAAAGUCGUCUUUGGAAAUAAGGAUGGCAUAAGCAACGUGCCACCGGAAAAUAGAGAAAAAGCAUUAGACUUCUACGAGCUAUUCUCGUUGCAAACUAAAAUUAAUAUGUUGUUGGAUUUGGAAAAAGUCAAAUGUUUUAUUAAUGGAGUAGAAGUGAUGAUGUAA